Microcebus murinus (gray mouse lemur) is the source of this 503-nucleotide messenger RNA. It is a transcript of the gene CISD2, whose product is annotated as CDGSH iron sulfur domain 2. Gene Ontology annotation, cellular component: intracellular membrane-bounded organelle; mitochondrial outer membrane. NCBI's taxonomy places the organism in Eukaryota, Metazoa, Chordata, Mammalia, Primates, Cheirogaleidae. The record is from RefSeq and is a predicted model, not a curated record. Gene Ontology annotation, molecular function: 2 iron, 2 sulfur cluster binding. Gene Ontology annotation, biological process: autophagy of mitochondrion; regulation of autophagy.
CGGCGCAGGCGCGUAGCGCGGCGGCCCGGCCGCGGGGGGCCCGGAGAGCCGCGGCGACGCCGGCCAGGAUGGUGCUGGAGAGCGUGGCCCGCAUCGUGAAGGUGCAGCUUCCCGCGUACCUCAAGCGGCUCCCGGUGCCCGAGAGCAUUUCCGGCUUUGCCAGACUCACAGUUUCAGAAUGGCUUCGGCUACUACCUUUCCUUGGUGUACUUGCACUACUGGGCUACCUUGCAGUCCGUCCAUUCCUCUCGAAGAAAAAACAACAAAAGGAUAGCUUGAUUAAUCUUAAAAUACAAAAGGAAAAUCCAAAAGUGGUGAAUGAAAUAAACAUUGAAGAUCUGUGUCUUACUAAAGCAGCUUAUUGUAGGUGUUGGCGUUCUAAGACGUUUCCUGCCUGUGAUGGUUCGCAUAACAAACACAAUGAAUUGACAGGAGAUAAUGUGGGUCCACUAAUACUGGAAGAAAAGAAUAUAUUACAAUUAGGAUUGAAUUCAAUUGUAUAA